This is a messenger RNA of Melopsittacus undulatus (budgerigar), 2927 nucleotides long. RefSeq names its product caveolae associated protein 1 (gene CAVIN1). Bases 516 to 1601 code for a protein of 361 amino acids. Lineage: Eukaryota; Metazoa; Chordata; Aves; Psittaciformes; Psittaculidae. Gene Ontology annotation, biological process: transcription initiation at RNA polymerase I promoter; termination of RNA polymerase I transcription. The transcript is spliced from 2 exons. Gene Ontology annotation, cellular component: cytoplasm; caveola. The record is from RefSeq and is a predicted model, not a curated record. Gene Ontology annotation, molecular function: rRNA primary transcript binding.
AGCUUGAGCGUGUGCCGCUGUGUGAAGCAGCCUUCCUUUACUGCACACAGCUGUGCCCGGAUGGGGACAGCUUCUUUCCAGCAGCUUCCUGAGCAUUUAUUUACUCACUCGAGGCUUGUUUUUCCCCUCGUUCCUUUAGACCCGUGGUGCAGAGGAGGUGGUUGUUCCAGAACUCUGCAUUCCUGGCUGCGCUGUGCCUGUGUUUGCAUGCAGAGCCAUCGCCUCCCCUCCAACUAUUUUAGUCAUUUCAGAAAGGGUGGGUCAGAGGCAUUUGGCAGCGGGUCCUUUGCUGAGGUGGAGUCAGCCAAUGACCUGCAAGCCUGGAGACUUUAGCAGGGCACUUUGGCUUAGGGCUCUGCGGGGCUGUGCCAUUUGCAGUGCAGCACACACAUCCCCACGCUCCUGGCGCGGCUCCCGGCGCAGGCUUUAGCUCAGGCUCGGGUUUAGCUUCCCCUCCUCUCUGCCCCUGCAGUGACAGCUUCCCGGGCGCUGCUCACCACCACUCCCGAGCCGUCAUGGAGGAGACUACUCUGCAAAUCAUCGAACCACCGACCGUUUCGGAGGCCUCCGAGGAGCCUGCGCCCGAAGAACCCAUCAAAGCAGACCAGAUCAAUGGUGUGAUGGUGCUGACCCUGCUGGACAAGAUCAUUGGAGCCGUGGAUCAGAUCCAGCUGACCCAAACGCAGCUGGAGGAGAGACAGCAAGACAUGGAUAGCGCCGUGACCAGCAUCCAGGGGGAGCUGACCAAGCUGACAAAGGCUCACACCACCACCAGCAACACCGUCAACAAGAUGCUGGAAAAGGUGCGCAAGGUGAGCGUGAACGUGAAGACCGUUCGGCAGAACCUGGAGAAGCAAGCGGGGCAGAUAAAGAAGCUGGAGGCCAACGAAGCAGAGCUCCUGAAGCGCAGGAACUUCAAAGUCAUGAUCUACCAGGAUGAAGUGAAGCUCCCGUCUAAACUGAGCAUCAGCAAGUCUCUAAAGGAGGGCGAAAAGCUGGAGAAGGAAGGUGAGGGUGAAGAGGGGCCUGUGGGUGAGGACCAUGCAGAGGAGGACCACAUCCAGCUCUCCUCAGAUGAAGAGGUGGAGAUUGAAGAGAUUAUCGAGGAGUCACGGGCAGAGCGCAUCAAAAGGAGCGGCAUGAAAAGAGUGGAUGACUUUAAGAAGGCAUUCUCGAAGGAGAAGAUGGAGAAAACGAAGCUAAAGACCAAGGAGAACCUGGAGAAGACCCGUCACAACUUGGAGAAGACCCGUCACAACCUGGAGAAGAGGAUGAACAAACUGGGCACCAAGAUUGUGACUAAUGAAAGGAGGGAGAAGAUGAAGACCUCUCGGGACAAGCUGAGGAAGUCUUUCACCCCGGACCACACCAUCUACGCCAGGUCCAAGACAGCCGUCUACAAAGUGCCACCCUUCACUUUCCAUGUCAAGAAGAUAAGAGAGGGGGAGGUGGAAGUGAAAGCCACGGAGCUGGUGGAGGUGGGUGGAGAUGAGGGAGAAAACUCGGAUCUGAUGCGUGGGGAGAGCCCCGAGACGCACACACUGCUGGAGAUCACGGAGGAGUCGGACGCGGUACUGGUGGACAAGAGCGACAGCGAAUAGGCCAGGGCUGCAGCGCGGAAGGGUUGUGGACGGCGGCUGAACACGUAUUCACUCACAUUCGAGCUCUCUCUGCCCCUGGUGCCCCAGGGCAAGUGUACACAAUGCAUCUUUACUACCCCGCGGAGCCGACGCCAAUCCCCUGCCUGCUUGGACAAGGUGUAGUUUAUGUUUUAGUUUUAGCACACAAACGUUAGGAACACGGGACUCUUUUUCUUACACUGUCCAAUCACCCUUUGGAGACCAUUCCUGCCGCAGAAAGCCUUUAGCACCGAGCCUGAAGACGGGCUUUGAGUGAUGGGGACCCGGCCCAGCUGGACAGUGCUAAAACCAAGAUAACGGCUGUACACCUGGAAAGCUCAAGUGUCCUCCAGAAGCGAAAACCUGGUGUCAAGACAGCAUCGCCCAUAUCCCCCCCGCGGCUGCCCCACAGGCAGGGGGGCUCCAGCAUCCGAGGGGGCUGAGGAGCUUCGGUUGCACCCAGCGAGCAGGAGUCCUGCUGACAGGCAGAGCCCUACAUGGCCACCACACAGCCCUGAGCCGCUCUGCCCUCCCCAGGACUCCGUGUCCCGCUGCUGCCACCCUGCAGCGGGGCCAGCCCUGGGUGCACCGUGUGGCACCACACAGCACCUCCGUCGGUGCUGGGGCCAUGGCAGCGCCGGGGCUGCCCCCUCCCUGCCGGCCGCGUUAUGGAUGCGGCUGCCCAGGGAGCGCACGGAGGUGGUGCUGGAUCCGGUCCCUCCACACCCGCUGGCAGCGACGGGAUUCGGGAUGCGCUGAUGCCGCGAGGCUGCCUCGACACCGGCCAGCCCCGGACCUUGAGCGUUUCCGAGCUCCCCCUUCCCCCGGGGUCCCGGCACUGCCCCGGCUCCCGCAACCCUCUCGCUUCUCCCCCGCUUGCUGCAGCUUCACCUCGCACAAGGCAGCGCCAGCUCAGACCCGGCCCUGCGGGAGCGGCUGCGCCCGAGGGUCCCGCUCGUCCCCGUCCCCUCGCCGGGCUCGACCCUACCCGGGAGCGCGGUCGCUCCCGUCCCCUCGGAGCCAGCCUAACCCCACAUAAACCCGCUUGUCCCCUAAGCGCUGUGUCCCGCUUAUCGUCCGCUGUACCGGCCUGGCCCCGGGGCUUGACCCGGUGCCCCGGUAAAGCCGCCCCAGGGCGGCGCGGCCGCAGCCUCUGUUCCCGAGCAGAUGGCGGUUGCGGGCAGCCCCAGUGCCCGAGCACCGGCUGUGCCCUCGGGCCGGCAGUGCCGGGGCCCCCCCCGGGCCGUUCCCUCGCAGGUUUCCCCCCUUCCCCGGGCCGGGCGCGACAAAUAAAGUCUCUUUUCUAAA